AUGCUUCGCACAACCGUCAUUGGGCGCCUCUAUGCCACGCUUGUUGUGAUGAAGCGGAGUGGGAAGCCCUCCGACACCCCCGAGUACAAGCAGGUAUACCUCCCGUACGACACGGCUCCAACACCACUAGAAUUGGAGCGGGAACGAAAGAAGCUCCAGCAGGCAUACUACGGUCGUAUGGAACACCGCAAGUUGGUUCCGGUAAAGGAGGUCCCGCUGAAUGUCUACACAUACGGAAAGGAGGGCAUGUCGCUGCCCAUUUCGAUUUUCAAGGAUCAGCAGGAUCCUGUCAUUGGCCCUGAAUGGACGUAUCCUGGCAUCUAUGAAAACAAGCUGGCGGCCCAGCACUGGUACACGGAGGAACUUUUUAGCAAAGAAACCCAAAACAACUUUGACUCCCCGUGGCAAAAGCAAAUUCUUGAGAACCAAGUAAAGCGGCGCAUGGCAAAAGUUGCGUUUCGAAUGCGACAAGUCAACAUGAAAGCGGUGGAUUUGUUUCAAAAGGAACGGGGAUCCGCGAAAAGAGGAGCCGCGGCUGCUGCUGCUGCUGGUGGUGGUGGUGGUGUUGCAGCGGAGAAGGGCAAAGCCGCGGCGAAGAAGAAGUGA
Messenger RNA from Trypanosoma cruzi, 606 nucleotides. RefSeq lists its product as uncharacterized. The transcript has a single exon. NCBI's taxonomy places the organism in Eukaryota, Euglenozoa, Kinetoplastea, Trypanosomatida, Trypanosomatidae. Bases 1 to 606 code for a protein of 201 amino acids. The record is from RefSeq and is a predicted model, not a curated record.